GGGAAAGAAAAAGGUUCUCCUUGGUCUUUGUUUCGAUUAAAGCUUCGAACUUUUUCUUCUGGGGUGGACGAACCAGAAACCCCAAGAAUUAUUCAAAAAAGAAGCUCAAAUCACAGCUUCCAUGGCGGAUUCAACCUUCCUCAAUCAGAAUCCCAUCCCAAAGCUCGAAGAUUUUCUCGGCGACUCCUCUUCCAUCGUCCGUUAUUCCGACAACCAAACCGACACCCAAGGCUCUUCCUUAACCCAAAUCUACGACCACCGCCACCGCCACCGCCACCGCCAAAGCGACACCUCCGGUAUCUUCUCCGAUCACGACGACCUCAAGGCUAUCGUCGGGUUUCCGUCAGUCUUCUCCACCAACUCCGGCUCGGAGGUCGACGACUCCGCCUCCAUCGGCCGGACCCACCUCUUCUGCACCACCGGCGGAGCAGAGUUUCUGGGCCACGUUGUAGAGUCCCCCGGGACGGAGCUAGGUUUCUCCGGCGGUGGCGCUUUGUCUCUCGGGGUGGUUAACGCAAACGCUGGUCCAUACAGUGGUAGUAACGAUGAGGGAAACAUCACCGUUAAGAGGGUUUCCGUGAACGCUAACGCUGUAGCGGCGGAGGAGACGCCGGAAUCCUCGAAGAAGAUCGCUGAUACGUUUGGGCAACGGACUUCGAUCUACCGAGGAGUCACUCGACACAGAUGGACGGGGAGAUACGAAGCGCAUCUAUGGGAUAACAGCUGCAGGAGGGAGGGUCAGGCCAGGAAAGGUCGUCAAGUGUAUUUAGGCGGAUAUGAUAAGGAAGACAAGGCAGCUCGAGCCUACGACCUUGCUGCUCUAAAAUACUGGGGUCCCACUGCUACUACCAAUUUCCCGAUAUCGAAUUACACGAAAGAAAUGGAUGAAAUGAAACACUCGACGAAGCAAGAGUUCAUUGCAUCCCUCAGGAGGAAGAGUAGCGGAUUCUCGAGGGGCGCCUCGAUAUACCGGGGCGUCACGAGGCAUCAUCAGCAGGGUCGGUGGCAAGCGAGGAUUGGCCGUGUCGCCGGGAACAAGGAUCUUUACCUCGGAACAUUCGCGACCGAGGAAGAGGCGGCCGAGGCUUAUGACAUAGCGGCCAUAAAGUUUAGAGGAAUCAACGCCGUUACUAACUUCGAGAUGAGUCGGUACGACAUAGAAGCCAUCAUGAAAAGUUCCCUCCCGAUCGGAGGGGCGGCCAAACGGCUCAAACUCUCGUCGGAAUCUUCUUCAUCUUCUGAUCAGAAUCCCGGUCUGACCCACCAGUCCUCCUCCGACCACAUCCACUUGGUCCAGUCUUACGGAAUCCCUUUCGAACCGGCGGCUCUCUACCACCAGAACCACUUCCAACACUUACCCGCCGGCUCGGACUCGUCCGGGUCUAACACCACAGUCCCGGCUCCAAUGGCAGGGUUCUUCUUGUGGCCCGACCACCAAUCUUACUAAUUACCUCAUCAUCUCUUAUCCGAACCUAGUGAAGUGGUUUCUUUGGUUUCCACUUCUUCGUUAACCGUAGGCAAAAUAGGGAGGGGGGGAAGUGACAGAAACUGAAAGUUCUGGGGCUGUAUAUAUUAAUCUUUAAUCUUGGGGGUGGAAAGUGCUAGUUUUUGGGAAUCUAUGGGCAGUUCCGGAGUAUUAGAUUUUUGUAUGCCUCCUUUCGGUG
Molecule: messenger RNA, 1664 nt
Organism: Tarenaya hassleriana
Lineage: Eukaryota; Viridiplantae; Streptophyta; Magnoliopsida; Brassicales; Cleomaceae
Product: AP2-like ethylene-responsive transcription factor AIL6
Exons: 9
Coding region: 122-1447 (441 amino acids)
Biological process (GO): regulation of DNA-templated transcription
Molecular function (GO): DNA-binding transcription factor activity; DNA binding
Source: RefSeq, a predicted model, not a curated record